GAGCACAUUGUGUGUGUUGUGUGCAGGGGAAACUUUUGAGAAACGAAGGGAAACUGGUAAAUUCUAUUGGGGUAUCCAUAGCAAUAACGUCCGGUGCGAAAGGAUCAAGGUUCAAGGCGAAAUCCUGAUGAACAAACAUCUGUGUAAAAAGUAGCUCGGAUUAUUUAAUCGUAGAUACGGCUUUUUCUUCAACCGACUGUAUGAUAUUUAAAUUAUUAAUUAUACCUAAGUCUAGACAAGAUUGAGCUAACGGCCUGUUCAACUCAAUCACUAACCGACUUAGAUUUAGCGCAUCAAGAAUUUAUAACAAUUCAACUCCCUUAACAGUAGAAUUUGGUGUAUCUGAAGUUGAAUUUGCUCUGCAUUGCUUAUUAUGCGCAUUAGAAUCUCCCAAAAUUAGAAUACCAUCAAAUUUUAGCAAACGAGUUAUUCUGACAAGUCGUAUCACUGCCAAAUUAGCGUGUUGGAGUCAUGAACGUAUGCUCGUACCGGUUCUUGGAUAUUAUUUGGCAUGGUUAAAAGAACAAUUAAAACCACAGGUUGUUAAAUUAUUUCAAGUGCAAUAUCAAUUGAUAUUUUGUUUUUGGGUACUUGCAAUUGCUUCAAAUAUUGUGUCAUUUAUGGCAAAAUACCAUGUGAUACCGCGUUUAACAGAAAUAUUAACCGAAACAGAAAAACAAGAAAAUGGCAUGUGA
Messenger RNA from Didymodactylos carnosus, 695 nucleotides. The record is from the annotation of a GenBank genome assembly. NCBI's taxonomy places the organism in Eukaryota, Metazoa, Rotifera, Eurotatoria, Philodinida, Philodinidae.